This is a messenger RNA of Oreochromis aureus, 2705 nucleotides long. Its product is annotated as transmembrane emp24 domain-containing protein 11. NCBI's taxonomy places the organism in Eukaryota, Metazoa, Chordata, Actinopteri, Cichliformes, Cichlidae. The coding region runs from base 155 to 799 and encodes 214 amino acids. Gene Ontology annotation, cellular component: Golgi apparatus; COPII-coated ER to Golgi transport vesicle; endoplasmic reticulum. The transcript has 5 exons. The record is from RefSeq and is a predicted model, not a curated record. Gene Ontology annotation, biological process: intracellular protein transport; Golgi organization; endoplasmic reticulum to Golgi vesicle-mediated transport.
AGUUUCUCACACUCUGACAUAUGGGCAUCAUUAAAUGGAAAAUACCUCAAACUUGAGCUAGAAUUUGCAGAUCUACAUAAAGGCUCUACUGGAACUGCAGGCAAAGCAUUAGGUCACUGUUAAGUGUAAUCUAAUAGUUUGCUGUUAACAUAAAAUGGGUUUGCAAGGGACUGGCUUUCUCCUUCAGUGUUACCUGAUGCUGGCUGCAGCCAUGUUUUUUCAUCUUGGAGAGCAGGAGGAGAAAUGCAUCAUUGAGGAGAUUCCUGAAGACACACUAGUGACCGGGUUUUUUCUUUUGGAGCCUUGGGAUAUGAACGCGUUAUCAAAAUUACCUCAACUUGGCCUCACUGUGACAGUAAAAGAUUCAAACAGUGAGAUUGUAUUGUCCAAGCGCUAUGGGAAAUUUGGUAAAUUCACCUUCACAGCUCACACCUCUGGUCAGCAUCUUCUUUGCUUUAAAACAAACUCGACAAGUUUUUCUGUCUUUGCCCGUGAACGUCUGAAGCUACAUUUGGAUGUACAAAUGGGAGAGUUCACAGUUGGCCACAAUACUGAUAGGACCAAGGACAGCAUGGAGGCCCUGGAGAACAGUCUUAGACACCUGACGGAGCAGAUGAUUCACAUUACCAGGCAGCAGGAGUUCCAGAGGGAGAAGGAGGAGGUAUUUCGUCAGAUCAGUGAGAACACCAACAGCAAAGUGUUGUGGUGGGCUACAGUGCAGACCUCCAUUCUGCUGGUGGUUGGUUUCUGGCAGAUGAAAAGACUCAAAGACUUCUUCAUCGAGAAGAAACUGGUCUGAUGAAGAGCUUUGACCAGCCUCAUUGUUUUUACUUUUAUUUCACAUACCUGUACCAGUGAAGUUUGAGUGCUCUAGGGCUGUAACGCUUUAUAAAAAGGCCAGUUUUUACCAAACAGCUGGUGCGAUGCUCGAGAGUAUGGUGUUUAAGACUAUUGUAUAUACAGUUGUGGUGAGAAGUACAUACAUCCAUCAUGGGCAUGAAGUUGUGGUAAUCUGGAGUUUUAAUGAUUUCUUUGAACUAUUGGUUGGAAUGAAUGUACAGCACACAUUUUUAAUGAUUAUAAUCAAAAAUUGGGUCUAUUUGGGAUUUUCUUUAAUACAGUCAGGGUCACAAAUAUACAUGUUGGAUCAAAUAUAUAUAAUAUUGACUGCUUUCUUGGCAAAGAUUAAACUUUUAGGCAUAGUUCACAAAUUUUCAAUAAUGUUGUGGUCAGGGCUUUGGGAAGGCCAUUCGAGAGACCUAAUAUUAGCCUGCUUUAUCAAUUCCAAAACCAGUUUUAAUGUGUUUGGGAUCAGUGUCCUGUUCUAACACCCAACUGUGUCCAAAUUUCAGCCAUCUAGUUGCUGAUUUGAGGUGAAGCUGAAGAAUUUGGAGGUAGUCCUUCUUUAUUAUUUCAUCCACUUUGUGCAGGGGUGGGCAACUCCAGGACUCAACGGCUGGUGUCCUGCAGGUUUUAGAUAUCACCCUGGGUCAACACACCUGAAUCAAAUGAUUUUCAUUACCAGUUUUCAUUUCAGUUCAUUACCAGGCCUCUGGAUAACUUUAAGACAUGUUGAAGAGGUAAUUUAGCCAUUUAAAUCAGCUGGGUUGGAUCAAGGGCAAAUCGAGUUGGAGUUGCCCACCCUUGACUUUGUGCAAUGUACCAGUACCACUGACAGCAAAACAGACCCAGAACAUGAUGCUACCACCAUCAUGCUUGUUAGCUGGUAGUGUUCUUAGGUUUGAAAGCUUCAUCCAUACUCAUCUGAAUAUAUCUAUUGUCAUUAUUGGCCACAUCUGACUAUGAAACAUUUCACCAGAAGGCAUGUCCAUGUGGGUAGCUGCAACUUUAAGUCAAAAUUAAAGUUUAUAUUCAGGGCUUCUUUCCUGGUUGGCAUUCUCUCAAUGCAUGGCGAUGUAAAACCCGCUUCACUGUUUACAGUGACACUAGUCUUCCAGCAGUUUCCAGUUCGUGGCAGGCUUGAUCCUCAUUCCCCCAGUUGUUCCUGAACAACCUAACCAAUUUCCUUUCAUGACAUAUUGUGUCUUCUGUCAGAGUGAAAAAGUGGUGAAACACCCAAAUAACAUGUGUGCAAUUGUUUGUACUGAUGAUCUUGGAAACUACAGUUGUUUAGAACUCAUUUCCAAAGAUCUUCCCAACUUGCGUAAAUCUACAAUUCUCCUGUUUAAAUCUGAGUUCCUUGGACUUUCUCAUUGCUCUGAGUAUUGGUCAAUCUAAUCAGUGGUGUCAAUCAAAUCUUUUUUAUGCUAAAAAGAGAAACUAGCAGCUGUAGUUAAUCAUGAUCACAAAAGUUAACUGACCUUGGUUUUGUCAAGUUAAAAUACAGCAUAAAACAUUUAGCACCGCUUAUUAAAGGACUUAAGUGAAUGUGGACAUAUAUUUGAGCCUUCAUGUUUCCUUUUGAUGCCGUGGAUUACAGAAAAUCCUAAAUAAAUAAAUAAAACCAAGAUUUGGGUGCACAGAGCUAGAAAAUAUAUAAAGAUGUGUGCUUUUCACUCUGGAAAAAGAACAGUUCAAAGAAAUUAUUAAAAGUCCAAAGUUACCAUGAUAUUCAUGAUUGCAUGUAAACUUCUGCGCACAACUGUAUCAUUUGCAAAUUAAAAUAUGAAAAAAUUGUGUAAAAACUUGGAACGGUGCUUGCAAAAUUAUGUUUUUUGUUGAAUAAAAUAUUGUUUGAGGCAUUA